Messenger RNA from Prorocentrum cordatum, 612 nucleotides. NCBI's taxonomy places the organism in Eukaryota, Dinophyceae, Prorocentrales, Prorocentraceae. The record is from the annotation of a GenBank genome assembly.
AUGCCCCUUGGGCAUGGCCAUGGGGCUUCAGCUUGGGGUGUUUACAUGCCGUACCCCCCAGGCAUGGAGCUGGAGCCCAGACCGCUGACACCAAGAGCGUCACUUGACGUCGAGGACGAGAGCCCGAGCAGGGCAAAGAUAACGUGGACCACGCCCGCGCGCUUUCUGAACAGCAAGGACUCGCACGCGUACGUCUCGUCCGAGUUUCGGCUUUCGCUUGGCGCGGGCCCUUGUCCAUCCACGGUGGCGAGGUUCAAGAUGAUGAUAUACCCGAAGGUGCACAGCAACGUCAAGGGUGGAGCCUCCUUCAAAAAGGCCAGGGGGAGAGGCUACCUAGAGCUUAGCUGCAUGGAUACGCUGCCUGACGUCGCUCCAGAGGUCACCUUUUCACUGGCGGUGGGCAGCACCAAGGCAAGAGGCCCGACGACGCACUGCUUCCGCAGCAGCGCCGUGGGCAGGCUGCCAGCCAACCAGGCAGAGUGGGACUUCAAAGCCCAGGUGGAGGACGGUGCCGUCACCGUCCUCCUGUACAUGGAGCCUUGCCAGCGGGCGGCACCUCAUUCGGACGGGGACGCUGGCGCCAAGGAAGGCAGCGAUGCCGCCAAGCAGUGA